AUGGCUACGGUGCUACAGGGAAAUGAAAACAAAGUUUUGGUAACGUUAGCCAAGUAGUUAUCUUGAAAAAUUACUUCUACACUUGUUGGAAACUGAUGAAAUGCCAGUAUUGAAGUUUGUUUGACAAAAAAAGGUAGGCUCAUUUCGUUGUAGGAGCGGGGGCCACUUUUAACAUUCGGUCUUGUUUGGCUAGCUAGCUAACGCAACUAGCUAUAGCGAUUUCCUGCAUAAUGGUUCAUGCUAUUUGCUUUAUUACCACUGCAUGUAGCCUUUUUUGCUAUACAGGCGGUAAAGCUUUUUUGUCGUUUACAAAUAGUUAAAUAUUCACCUACCACAUUUGCAGUGCGUGCUGGGAUUUGAGUUGUGAGACGCAGUAGGUUGUUACAUGUGAAUAAAAUAUACAAUUUAGCGGACACUUUUAUCCAAAGCGAUUUACAGUCAUGUGUGUAUUGAUUGUACGUAUGGGUGGUCCCUGGAAUCGAACCCACCAUUCUGGCGUUGCAUGGGACAUGCUCUACCAACUGAGCUACAGAGGGUGAUAGUUAUACAGCCAACCAUUGUGCUAUAAAAAAAGAGAGAAGAAGGAAAUGUUUACCCUCGCAUCAGGAUGAUGAAUUUCAUAUAUUUACUUUAUUCAUGAACGUGUCUAAUAGGCUGUCCUCUGUACCUCCAACUAGGUGCCUUGGUUGAAGAUGGAUGCAGUUCCUUGCACUUGGAACACUACAAGAGUUCAGGAGUCGUUUGCUCGGACUAAGCCUGCAUCGGACGCUCUAACAAAGCUGGCAAAACUUGUGGCACAAAAGCAAGAGAGUCAAAGCCAAAACCAACUACUGCCUGAUGUGUCCCCAUGUGUGUGCGCAGAGUGCGGCCAGGGAUUCUCUGACAUGGCCGAGUUAUUGCACCACCAACAGGGAGAACAUGCCUUACGUAAGCGUCACCGAUGCCUUUCCUGUGGCAAGGAGUUUUCUCUCCUAUCCUCUUUGCAGUUGCACAAGUGCAUUCAGGAUGCAGCCCCUUGUCAGCUCUGUUGUGGCAAACCUCAGCUAGGUGCUCCAUGCAGUGCGUGCAAGGCGUCAACCUCAGACUCUCAGAGUGUCAAGGAUAAGUCUCUCCAUCACCAGUCCCACCAUCAUGAUAGCAGAUCCUAUGCCUGUGCUCCGUGUGGUAAAAGCUUUAGCCAAAAGCAAGCGUUGCUUCACCAUCAGCAGGCUGGCUGCAGUAAAUCUGCCUCACGAACUGCGAAGGUUGCCAGCCCUCCAGCUGACUCUCCCUCGCCUGAAUCUACCCUCUCUGACUCUUCUCCCCCUGACUCUCCCACCUCGGACUCUCCUUCCCAUGAUGCCACUAGUGCCCCAGAUCCUGACAGGCCAAGCCAAUGCCCACUUUGCCCCAAGAGCUUUCGCUCAGGAGCUGGCCUUGCCUGUCAUCAGCGAUCCACCCAUCAGAAGGAGUGGAGCAUCUCUAAGUAUCUCCCACCAAAAGGAGGAGGCACAAAUGGGGUCGAUAGAAUAUCCCAGAAGAAGUCUGGGCCACCCCAACCCAAAGGAAGAGGGAGGAAGCAGGCAAAUGGAAAAUCCAAGCAGAGGAGCCAACUUCUCUCCUGUCGUUCCUGUGAUAGGGUCUUCCUAAGCACUGCCAAACUCUACUUGCACAGACAAGAGUCCCACAGCAGAGAGAAGGAUAUCAGAAGAGAUCCAAGGCCGCUGAUUAGCAAGCGGAGGAAAAGAGAGACUUACCCAUGUGAAGUUUGUGGUAAAGUGUUCUUGCACCACUUGUCACUUAAGGCACACGUCAAGAACCAUAGUCAAGAACCACCAUGCCAAGUUCAGCAGGUUGGGAAAGCAGCCAAGGAGCCCAAGUUAGCUGAGAAGAUGCCAAAAAAGCCAAAAAGCAACCUAGCAAGGAAGAUUGGAGGAACAUCGGUCAAGGCUGGCAGAGGGAGACCAAAGAAAAUUCCCAUGAAAGAGGAAGAGGGAGAGUUUCCUUGCCCGUCUUGUGCUGAGGUGUUUUCUUUGCAGUCUGCCCUGAAGGAGCAUGAGGAGCUGCAUCAGCCUACAGGGAGUAUGAGACACUGCAGCGUGUGCAGUCAGGGCAUGGGCAUCUCUAAGAAGCCUGGGGCCAAGCUUCGGAGGGCCUACCACUGUGUGCCCUGCCUGAAGGCUUUUGGAACACUGGACACUUUCUUACAACACUGCCAAGAUCACCUCGUUGUCAGUGGCGAUGAGGAAGGGAGCUAUUCAGACACUGAUGGCAAAAUCUGAGAUUAUGUACUCCUCCUUCGUUUUUUUUAACAAGCUGUACUGAGUUCCCAAGAGAAUAUUAUGUGUACAUGUAGAU
Molecule: messenger RNA, 2337 nt
Organism: Coregonus sp. 'balchen'
Lineage: Eukaryota; Metazoa; Chordata; Actinopteri; Salmoniformes; Salmonidae
Source: the annotation of a GenBank genome assembly